Lepisosteus oculatus (spotted gar) is the source of this 810-nucleotide messenger RNA. Lineage: Eukaryota; Metazoa; Chordata; Actinopteri; Semionotiformes; Lepisosteidae. The record is from RefSeq and is a predicted model, not a curated record.
CCUUAUUUAACCAUUUCUUUUUGGAACAGUUUGAAUCAAGAAGCAUCAAUUAAAAUAAAACUUCUCCAACUCGAGUGUCACUUCACUUGGGGUUUGAGAAAAGUUGAUCCCGACCUGAAAGACCUGCAGGACAGACUUCAGGAACAAAUUGGGCUUGGCCAUGGCGGAGAUACAGGGACCAUUUGCUCCUACAACCUUCUGGCUUAUGUAAAUCACCUGCAAGGUUUCAAUGAAGAAGCAUUAGAAAACCUAAGAAAGGCUGAAGAAUUUAUAAAGAAACAGCAUGGAGAUGAAUAUGGGAAGUUUCUCAGUAUUACUUAUGGAGAUUUUGCCUGGGUGUACCAUCACAUGGGUGACCUCAGCAAAGUCCAGAGCUACCUGGACAUGCUGGACAAUAUUAACAAGAGAUUCCUGGCCACCUCUCCAGCUGACCUCCAGCCUGCUGUAUAUGGGGAGAAAGGCUGGAGCUGUUUGAAGUACAACCGGAAAUACUACACAACAGCCAAAGAGUGUUUUGAAAAGGCUCUGAUAGUGGAGCCAGAAAAUGCUGACUGGAAUGCAGGGUAUGCUAUCGCACUUUAUCGGCUUGAAGGGUUUGAAUCAGAACGGAUUAGUGCUAAGGACUCAGCUGCCCUGAAACAGCUAAGAAGAGCACUGGAGCUUAACCCAGAAGACUGUGUGAUCAUGGUCCUGCUGGGCCUGAAGCUUGCACAUUUAAAAAAAAACAAGGAAGCUGAAGAGCUAGUGGAGAAAGCUCUGGAGAUGUCACCAGACAACCCCUAUGUUACACGGUACGUGGCCAAGUUUUUC